UACACCUCUGCUUCCCUGGACCCAGAGUCACCACGAUGCCCAUCCUGGAAAAAGACCCUCAUACGAUGGCAGCAAAAACUCCCAGCAGCGAAGAAGAGUCUGCACUGCCCAAGCUGCCAGUGCCCCCCCUGCAGCAGACCCUGGCCACCUACCUGCGGUGCAUGCGGCACCUGGUACCCGAGGAGCAGUUCCAGAAGAGUCAGGCCAUCGUGUGUCGGUUUGGGGCCCCCGGCAGCCUUGGUGAGACCCUGCAGCAAAAACUCUUGGAGCGGCAGGAGAAGACAGCCAACUGGGUGUCUGAGUACUGGCUGAACGACAUGUAUCUCAGUAACCGCCUGGCCCUGCCUGUCAACUCCAGCCCAGCUGUGAUCUUUGCUCGGCAGCACUUCCAAGACACCAACGACCAGCUAAGGUUUGCAGCCAGCCUCAUCUCUGGUGUGCUCAGCUACAAGGCCCUGCUGGACAGCCACUCCAUCCCCACAGACUGUGCCACGGGCCAACUGUCAGGGCAGCCCCUUUGUAUGAAGCAGUACUAUGGGCUGUUCUCCUCUUACCGGCUUCCUGGCCACACCCAGGACAUGCUGGUGGCCCAGAAGAGCAGCAUCAUGCCUGAGCCCGAGCAUGUCAUUGUGGCCUGCUGCAACCAGUUCUUUGUCUUGGAUGUUGUCAUUAAUUUCCGCCGUCUCAGUGAGGGGGAUCUGUUCACUCAGUUGAGAAAGAUAGUCAAAACGGCUGCCGACGAGGACGAGCGCUUGCCUCCGAUCGGCCUGCUGACGUCGGACGGGAGGAGCGAGUGGGCCGAGGCCAGGACAGCCCUCGUGAAAGACUCCACCAACCGGGACUCGCUGGACAUGAUCGAGCGCUGCAUCUGCCUCGUGUGCCUGGAUGCACCAGGAGGUGUGGAGCCCAGCGACACCAACAGGGCACUCCAGCUCCUUCACGGCGGAGGCUGCAGCAAGAACGGGGCAAACCGCUGGUACGACAAGUCCCUGCAGUUUGUGGUGGGCCGAGACGGCACCUGCGGCGUGGUGUGCGAACACUCCCCGUUCGAUGGCAUCGUGCUGGUGCAGUGCACGGAGCACCUCCUCAAGCACAUGAUGAACAGCAGCAAGAAGCUGGUCCGAGCAGACUCCGUCAGCGAGCUCCCAGCCCCGCGCAGGCUGAGGUGGAAAUGCUCCCCGGAAAUUCAAGGCCACCUGGCCUCCUCCGCAGAAAACCUUCAACGAAUAGUAAAGAAUCUCGACUUCACUGUUUAUAAGUUUGAAAACUACGGGAAAACAUUCAUUAAGAAGCAGAAGUGCAGCCCGGAUGCCUUCAUCCAGGUGGCCCUCCAACUGGCCUUCUACAGGCUCCACGGCAGGCUGGUGCCCACCUACGAGAGCGCGUCCAUCCGCCGGUUCCAGGAGGGACGCGUGGACAACAUUAGGUCGGCCACUCCGGAGGCACUGACCUUCGCGAGGGCCAUGACGGACGGCGCGGCCGCCGUGCAGGAUCGUGAGAAGCUGCUGCUCCUGCAGGACGCCGUCCGCGCCCAGACCGAGUACACAGUCACGGCCAUAACAGGGAUGGCCAUCGACAACCACCUGCUGGCGCUGCGGGAGCUGGCCCGGGACGUGUGCGAGGAACUGCCUGAGAUGUUCACGGAUGAAACAUACCUGACGAGCAACCGGUUUGUCCUCUCCACCAGCCAGGUGCCCACAACCAUGGAGAUGUUUUGCUGCUAUGGCCCUGUGGUCCCCGAUGGGUAUGGCGCCUGCUACAACCCCCAGCCAGAGACCAUCCUCUUCUGCAUCUCCAGCUUUCACGGCUGCAAAGAGACCUCUUCUACCAAGUUUGCGAAGGCUGUGCAAGAAAGCCUCGUCGACAUGAGAAGCCUCUGCAGUCCACCGCAGCCUGCCGAGGGCAAGCCACUGGCAACAAAGGAAAAAGCCAUGAGGCCCAGCCAGGGGCACCAACCUUGACUCUUGCCACUAAGUCUCUCCUCCCAAGCCCGCCUCUGCAGCCCCAGACCCUGCCAAUCCGCACACCCAUCCCUCACCCCGGCUUCCUGCAGCUCCCCAGCCUCAGGGCCCAGCCCACAGACCACGUGGAAGCAUCACACCAAGCUGGAGAGCGGGUAGGAAAGGGUCCCAGGCUAUGCAUGGAAACUGUCAUUCAAGGUGCCCUCUGCCUGGGCAGUGAGACCACUCUGGAGGCAGCCUGGGUGACGUGGGGAGCCACACUAAGGAUCUUCCUCUGUGGUCCUCAGAAGCUUACGUUCAUGUUUCCUUCCCCAGCAGGACCUAGCGUGUCUAGGUGAUGUUUCUGCCCAAUGAAAGAAUGAGGCAUCCAAUUGCAUGCAGUGUACAUAAGUGAAUCACGAAGGAAGAGGCAGCUCUGGGUCAUUACCUUUUCUAGAGAAGGAGGCUUUGUUUUCAGAUUCAAAUCAUUUUGAUUAUGGCAUUCAGUGCCUCCGCCAAACCACGGUCCUGCCAGCACCUGCUCCCCGACACACACCACACACAGCCCAUGUUCAUUUAAAAUAUGGUGACCGGGGUGGCCCACAAACACAUUUCCCCCUCUGCUCCCAGGGGCAGCCUUCCGUUGAGUUCAGAAAAUUGUGUCCAGCUACUUUGAAAGGGGAGAAGAUUAUGUGCAACCGCCUUGGAGCUGGUGCCCCUGUCUGCUCCCAGGCAGCACCAGGGACGUGCACCGCGAGUACAGCACACAGCCUGGACAGGUGGCACCUGGCACAGACGGCUUAGGGAGGAUGGGGCGCUUCCCCUGGACCCGCCAUUUGCAUUUUUCUGCAUCUUUCCCACCCUUCUCUACACUGUGUGCCCAGUAGGUGGAGAAGACAGAGGCUUGCUUUGGUUUUUCUACUUUGUGGUUGUUUUGAAGAAACAGGUUUUUAAGAAAACCACCCUUACAUUAAUUUCAGAAAAUGAUCUCAGUGGCCCAAGCAAGACAUCCUUAGACAGCUGGGCUCCUUUCUUUGGAGGACGCUACCCAGGAAUUCUGACUGCAACCCGAGUGGAGGAGCCGGAGCAGGGCUCUCCGGCGGCCUGAGGACCAGGGGACAGCUGGCAGCAAGCGGGCUGAGAGGAGGGAAUGGCUUGCCCAGAGCCAGCCCCGGCAGGAGGCAGGACAGGCAGCCCAGCUGGGUCAAAGUUGAGCGUGUCCUGGGAGCCUGUGGUGGUGCAGGAGGUGCGAGAGGCUCUUCCCGUUGGGGCACAUUUUUAUGGAACAUCUAAAAGGGCAAAGGGAAGGGACCAGGACAGAACCAGAAAUGUCCAAACCACAGAAAGCAGAGGGUGGCGCAGAGCUGGGCUCUCGAGCGGCUAGUGCCACUCUCCCCACCGCGUGUGUCCCUGGAGGAGCUCCCUCCAUUGCAGUUCUGCGGUCCGUGUCAUCCUGAGCACUCGGCUUGGCCCAGGGAAGCUCUUCACACGGUGGCCUGGAUUGCCACAGGCGGGCUGAGGUGAAGUAGGACAAGAGCUAACCCUGCUUGGCUCUUUGGAAACACCAGCAGCCUCAGCAGGGGACUCAUUGCCUGGUUUUAGAUGGGGUUUUUUUAUUGGAUCAUGUGGGAGAUGUGGGCCUGCCCUUCCAAGGAACAGUCAAGUCACUGGUCUGUAACAGGUCCAUGCUUCUUCCCUCCCAUGGCCACCUUCCUGCUCCCCUUGGGAAGCUGCAGCCUGAGGGUCCCAAGGGUGUCUGGGGACCAGCAGGUGGACUACCCAUUCCAAAGCCACUUGUCUGUCCUCACCAAAUGACCACAGUCCAGAUCCAAGUUCUCCUUUCGUUUCUGUCCAUGGAUUUCUGGGCAGGCAGAGAGCUCUGGCUUUAGGGUCAGGCAGCCCCACUGACCUUGGCUUAGUGACUUAAAUGCUAAGAAACUCAAUUACCUACAUUGUCCAAUGAGGACAGGAAUGUCCCCAUCUUGCAAGGCUAUGAAGAUCAGAGAGCAUGUGUGCAAAGGACCUUGCAUGAGAGGGUGGGCAGCACUGCCUACCUUCCGGAGCCCAGUGGGCAUUGUUCGGCUGGUUUUCUUUUAAACUAUUUAUACUGAUGUGACAGACCCAAAUUCAUCUCUUCUGUUCUCCAAGCACAGGUAAAGGGAACUUACUCUGUACAUUAAGACAUCAAACCAUGCACUUCAAGAAGUGGCAGAUGCUUGGCAGGAGGGAACACCUCCUCUCUCUGAGGAGGGGCUGGAAGCUGGUCUUCCCCCUCCAGGAAGAGAUGGGUGCACUGAGACUUUAUGCAAAGGCAAUGCUGAGCCAUGGCCAUGGGCAUCUUUGUGGGGACCCUGGGAAAGGAGUUGGCUUCAGGUGUCCCCAAAGAGACAGGAAAUGAGACAGUCAUUUGAAACAGUGAUGCAUAAUAAAAAUGUAUGUGGCCACCUUACAAUACUGCU
Messenger RNA from Microcebus murinus (gray mouse lemur), 4399 nucleotides. Its product is annotated as choline O-acetyltransferase. Gene Ontology annotation, molecular function: choline O-acetyltransferase activity. Gene Ontology annotation, cellular component: neuron projection; cytoplasm. Gene Ontology annotation, biological process: neuromuscular synaptic transmission; acetylcholine biosynthetic process. The record is from RefSeq and is a predicted model, not a curated record. NCBI's taxonomy places the organism in Eukaryota, Metazoa, Chordata, Mammalia, Primates, Cheirogaleidae.